Molecule: messenger RNA, 4857 nt
Organism: Rasamsonia emersonii CBS 393.64
Lineage: Eukaryota; Fungi; Ascomycota; Eurotiomycetes; Eurotiales; Trichocomaceae
Product: Rho GTPase activator (Bem3)
Exons: 4
Coding region: 1-4857 (1618 amino acids)
Biological process (GO): signal transduction; regulation of GTPase activity
Cellular component (GO): cytoplasm
Molecular function (GO): phosphatidylinositol binding
Source: RefSeq, a predicted model, not a curated record
AUGUUCCUGACGGAACUCGAGACAACCCCUUUCCUGCUUCCCCUUCUGCUCCCCACCCAUUCCAGGUCUCUUGCAUUUGCCCGGUGGGCCUCCCGGCCCCGUCUUGACUCGUUUUGGCUCUCCAAGGCCAAGCGAAAACUCGGACCCCCUGAGCCUCAGCGCUUAGUCCCGCGCCGGCACGUCCGGGUUUCCGCUGCUGCUGGUGUCGCUGCUGUUUCUGACCUGUCCUGCGAACGCUGCGGUGCUAGGAAAAGGAAAACUGCCUGCUCUGCAUACGGAGUACCGUGCGAGCUCAGACCUCGUGCUGUAUGUGAAGCAAGGCUUCUUAAGAACAUUAAACUUCUCCAAGCAUUACCCACCCGCGUGCCUGCUGAUGCCGGCUGUGCUUGUCCAACCCGCGUCCUUGGACACGCCAUGUCGCAGGCUCCGCGACAAGACAAAGAUGCCCGACCCCUGUCACCUGGCCCUGGCCUUCCCCUAUCCCUCCCCACAGUGAGAGAAGCUGCUGCUGUGCAGGCUCCCCUCAGCGGCACCCUCAUUCCUCGAGAUUAUCUCAGCCAGCGUUCGAAUGGGCAUCCUUAUCGCUCCUCCAACGCUGCUACGGCUGGGGCGCGCAGAUUCACCCCGUCCUCCCUUCACACGAGCUUUCGACCGACUUCAUCUGAGAAAGACACCCCCGAGUCCCCGCUCGGUCAUCGCUCGCCGGAUUCCGCUGCCACCGGCUCGCCGCUUGAACGAGAAUCCCAGACCGAACGAAUAGCUCGGUCGUCCAACUCCCCCGUGCCUCUAGCUGGAGAGCGCCAGAGCCCGCUGUCAGCGACGGAGGUGAUUGCGAAGGAUUCGAGGGACCGCCAGUUUGAGCAUGGUGUGGGCAUUUCCAAAGAACGCAUCGACGGCGAGUCCAACAACAUGUCAGAGACGUCAGGGUCUACUCAACCAUCAGGCUCUCCGCCCAGUUCGCCGGCACAAUCUCUGCCGUCCAAUGUCGCGGAGCGCACCGGGCAGCGAAUGAUGCCGCGAACUUCGUCGAUUGAUUCUGCCAUAUCCUCCAUCUCUUCCGCUUCGCAUUCACAUAAAUCUUCGUUUGACUCGAACUCUAUAACCUCAGCCGAUAUCAACAAUCUUAUAGCAGCAGCUGGCUCUGCUGAAGCCGUCAUUGUACACUUACUCAAGGAUAAACACCACGCCGCCGCGCAGAACGAGCAGCUUUGGCGGCUGCUCGAAAAGCAGAGGGCACUCGUGUUGGGGUUAAACAAGGAUCUGGAGCGGGCCCUGAAGGAUAAAGAGAGAUAUCGGAAGAAACUCAAGGAACUGCAGAGCCAAAUACCACCUUUACCGGCAAAGGCAUCACAACCGGUUGAGGAGUCGUUUACGAAGGGUAGUCCCAGCAAGGACAAAUCUGAUACCGUACACUCGGCUCAAAGUGGAGUUUCUCAUCAUGACAACGUUCGAAGCCCGCAACCAGAAUCAUCCGUUGGGCCGUCUGAAGAUGCAUCCGCUCAGACGAAUAAAGGAACUACGAGUUCAGACAUAGCUGGUCCGCCUGCUCCUCCUAGGGCUGAAACCGAUCCGCAUUCCACGAGUUCUGUGUCAACGAAGCAACAACCCGAGUCCCGUGAGCAGUCAGAUAAGAUCGAAUCAGCAAACCCUGACAGAUCUCGUGUCCCUGGUGAAGAGCUACAUCAUAUGCAAGAUCUGCAGGAAAACAUGUUGCCGCCACCUAAUCGGAAGCCACCACCAGCCCCUCUAAACCUUGGGCAGGCCCAGCAUCGGGGCUCACCGACCGAUCCAAUAAGUCCUCAUGAUUCAGAUUCAGACUAUGAUGACGUCCAGGAGGUGGAUGAUCUUACAACAGUAGAGCGAGGAAGGAGGAGGACGAGGGAAGAUGAUGACAAGGAGCGCGAAGCUGCCGCGAAACGAGAGCAAGAGGCCCGGAGCCGGUCAAAGAAGAAGAUGACGAAGGGAACGGAAACAGACGAUACACGCGGUUCUUCACACCAGGCUGUCCCAGCAGGCUUGCCCUCAAGUCCACGAAAGCUAGUAGCUCAACCUCCCCCUCAUCUGACUGUCGGACAAUUCUCAGCGGCAGACUCCCUGGCAGCAGUUAUGAAUUCAGGACACUCAGGAUCGACGUCGCUGGGUGAACGCAUUGGCUUGUCUCCUCCCAUGAGCCCGGGGCUGCCAGUCAGCCCAAGACCAGGAGAUCGUCCUUUAGGAUCUCCUUUACCACGACAGCCAAGGGAAGGUUCGGGCGUCGUCGCGUCGCCGCCCGGUUCGCCAAAAGCUUCUCUGCCUGGUCUGCCUUUGUCGCCUCGCGCAACAAAACAGACGAUGCCGCUGUCCCCGAAAUCAACUCACACAGAAAGCGCAACACGUCCGAUACCUUCCAUUGAUGCGUCUGUGAAGAUUGAUAGCCCUAAGUCACCCUCCGGUUUUGAGCGCACCAUCUACCAAGGCCUCGUCUCGGAUGAAUACCCAGGCCUUCUCCUUCCACCGAACGCCCUGCCCUCUAUAGAAGUCAAGGUGGCAUCCUCACGACUUCGUCCUUCCAGGAACAGUUAUUUGGGAGGGAAGGCCUCCGAUGAGGAACCUGUUUUCACUUUGAGCAUAUUCUCUCGGUCCGAUAGGUCUGAAUUGUGGCGCGUUGAGAAGGUCAUCAAUGCUUUACCUCAACUCGACCAUCAAAUCCGACAAUUGUGUGACUUCUCAGGAAAACUACCCGAUCGAUCUAUUUUUAGCGGACAUUCACCCGCAAAGGUUGAUGCAAGAAGAGAAGCGUUGAACUCAUAUUUUGAGACUCUCCUUGACACUCCUAUGAACGAAUCGGCGGCCUUGGCCCUUUGUCGAUUCCUUAGUUCCGAUGCUAUCGAGCCCCGUGACGAUGAGACGAGCUUGCUCAAAGCUAAUGGUAAAGCGACUCCUGAGCUUCUCCGCGGGCCGGAUGGAAAACCCCGGAAAGAAGGAUAUCUCACAAAGAGAGGUAAGAAUUUUGGCGGUUGGAAAGCAAGAUACUUUGUCCUACAUGGACCGGAAUUGAAAUAUUUCGAAUCCCCGGGAGGGCCCCAUUUGGGAACGAUCAAGAUACGUAAUGCGCAGAUUGGGAAGCAAUCGCAAAGUGGCCAGAAUCAAUCUCCUUCGCGAAAUGAUGAUGAUUCAGACAAUCAAUACCGGCAUGCCUUCCUCAUUCUUGAGCCGAAGAAAAAAGAUUCAUCAGCCCUUGUUCGACAUGUACUAUGUGCUGAGAGCGACGAGGAGAGAGAUGCUUGGGUUGAUGCGCUACUGGAAUACGUAGAGACCCACUCAUCCGAGGACGAAAAAACGAAUGCUACAUCCUCAAAGAGUCAACCCCAACAAAAGCAUUCUACCCAGUCAAAUGCUAAAUCCAGGCUAUUCCCCAGCAGCAACAGGAAGAAUAGCAAAGGAACCGACAGUCCAGACAUUGAUCCUCCGGAUACUGUUCAAAGUUUCAGCUACGAUGAUGCUGUUGCUGCCGAACCACCUGUUUAUGGACCAUCAUAUGAAAAGGAGGCAUCAAAAUCCUCUCCUGUACAGUCUGAGCCCUUAGGAGAAAGCACGAAUGCCAACGGAGGCAAUCAGAAUAGCUCAGAACCAGGGGUGUCUGGGUCUCAUAGCUCGAAAAUAAUCUCUGGGCCGACAAAUGGGACCGUCAUCCAGGAUGCAGGGGCAUGGGGCAACAAGCCAGCUACCACAAUCAAGGAGAAGAAACGAAGCAUCUGGGGCUUCCGCACAAGGUCUUCCUCUGACCUCGCCUCCCAGGCCCAGAGCACCAACGAAUGUCCGGCAAACUUCCAGAACAAUAAUUCUUGUACCGAGAGGAAGGAACUCAUUCGACCUGUUUUUGGAAUGCCGCUGGCCGAGGCGGUACAAUUCUGCGCUCCGAAAGGUGUAGACGCGGAGUUGCCAGCCGUCGUGUACCGUUGCAUCGAGUAUCUGCGAGCUAAAGGAGCGGCAUCAGAGGAAGGAAUUUUCCGGCUCAGCGGAUCAAAUGUCGUUGUCAAGGCACUCAAAGAACGAUUCAAUACGGAAGGUGAUGUCGACUUAUUGGCAGAGGAUCACUACUAUGAUGUUCAUGCUGUCGCUUCUCUUUUCAAGCAAUAUCUACGGGAGUUGCCCACGACGGUUUUGACGCGGGAGCUCCAUUUAGAUUUCAUACGCGUUCUAGAUCUCGAUGACAAAGAAAAGAAGAUUGCCGCUUUCAAUUCUUUGGUCCACAGACUUCCCAAACCUAACUUUGCACUGCUGCGAGCUCUCGUACAAUUCUUAAUCGAAAUCGUCAAUAACUCCGAUGUCAACAAGAUGACAGUGAGAAAUGUCGGCAUCGUCUUUGCUCCAACACUGAAUAUUCCUUCUCCCGUCUUCUCCAUGUUCCUUACUGAUUUUGACGCUAUCUUCUCCAACGUGCCGGACUCUACGAAACCUGUAGAUCUGCCCGUUAAUUCGUCACUAUCGCCGGAAGAAGUGAGAUCUCCUCGACGUCAAAUUUUCUCUGAGAUUCCGACACCUACUUAUAAUCAAAUGUCAUUUUAUCCAUCAGAGGAAUCAAACGCACGGCCAUCUCAUGACUUAAGAGCUAAUUAUGACACUGGGUUUACCCCCAUGUUUCCAACCUCCGAUCAACCUCAUUCUGGCUCUGAGCCACAUCGGCGCCAGGCAGAUCACGCUCAGAUUCCGUCCCUCAACCGCAUGCUAGCCCCCAAUGCGGACAACCUACAUUCCACCAAGGCGAAAAGAAGAGAAAGUUCUCUUCUCUUCAUGGACUUAGGCAACCGUAAGAGCUCCGUCCCGCAGUUGCGAGACGACCAAGCACUUGUUACCAAGGAAUCCGCGUUCGAAUAA